AUGUUUUUAUUUUUCUUCUCUUUCUUUUUUCUACGAGAGCAACCAUAUGUCUGCAAAUUCUGUAAUCGAAGUUUUUCAAUUUCAUCAAAUUUACAACGGCAUAUUCGAAAUAUUCAUAAACGUGAACGACCAUUCCGUUGUACACAUUGUGAUAAAUGUUUUGGUCAACAAACAAAUCUAGAUCGACAUAUGAAAAAACACAUAUCACAAUUAUCAUCGAUUCUAUCGCUAACACAUUCAUCGUCGAAUCUCUCGUUGAUACCGUCGACAUCAUUUAUUUUCCAUUCAAAUUUGAAUGAAAAUCUACCGCAAAACUCAACUGAUGAUGAUGAAGAUUCCAAUGAAUCGACAGAUGAAGAAGAAGAUGACGAAGAACAACAAGAAGAAAUCGAUGAAGAAGAUGAAGAUUUAGAGACAAAUUCAUUAUCAAUUGAUACUUUGAAUGAAAAUGUGCAACAACACUCUGUUUCUACGUUAGUUUAA
Rotaria socialis is the source of this 483-nucleotide messenger RNA. Lineage: Eukaryota; Metazoa; Rotifera; Eurotatoria; Philodinida; Philodinidae. The record is from the annotation of a GenBank genome assembly.